AUGACCACAGCAGACCUGAACUCCUCUGCUACCAGAGGGUCCCACGAGAUGGCAGAUGGUAGUAAUAGGGUCCCCAAUGAUGAGCCAUAUCACCGGAAAAGUCCGGAAUCUUGUGAAAAUGCCAACUUUUUUGUCCGGGCGAUGAGAGCCCUGUUUGGUUAUCGCAAAACUUCGUUGACUAUUCUAGUGUUUCUUUCCGUUAUAGCCACUGUUUUGCUCUCUUAUUACGACAGCAGCUUGGAGUUCUCCGUGAGUCUUCCCACAGACAAGUCUGAACUGAAAAUACUAGACCAUUCUUGGGACGUUCUUCAGGAGAUUGCGAGAGAUGAACACACCUACGCUUCGGAAGCAAAUGACAGGGUUCAUGAUUACCUUGAAGAUAUAAUUGGCUUCCUUGUGGACAAGAAAUCGUACAUGGAAUACGACAAUGACCUCAAUAAUACCCAUAGUUUCUUACGCCAAACUGCUCCAUCUACAGUGACUUACUACGAAAGCAACAACUUGAUUGUACGCAUCAAUGGAAGCGAUCCAGAACUUCCCGCAUUGCUCCUUAGUGCUCACUAUGACUCGGUACCUUCGAGCUUUGGUGUCACUGACGACGGAAUGGGCAUUGCGUCGCUCAUUGGUAUUCUCAAUUACUUUUCAGCAAAACAGACUUCGCAACCUGCCCGUACAAUCAUCAUCAAUUUCAACAACAACGAGGAAUUCGGGUUGUAUGGUGCCUUGGCAUUUCUCUCUCAUCCUUGGUUCAAGCAGAUCAAGUACUUUUUGAACUUAGAGGGAACUGGUGCUGGAGGCAAGGCUAUUUUGUUCAGAGGUACGGAUUAUGGUUUUGCCAAGUACUUCAAGAAUGUGAGGUUCCCUUACGCCAGCUCGCUUUUCCAACAAGCUUUCAGUGCUCGUUUGGUUCAUAGUGAAACUGACUACAAGUACUAUGCUGAGCUUGGACAUCUUCGUGGUUUGGACUUGGCUUUUUUCCGUCCAAGAGAUAUGUACCAUACAGCAAAGGAUAAUAUUGCAAACGUCAACAAGAAGUCUUUAUGGCAUAUGCUUUCGAGUACAAUUGACUUCACUAAUGGAGUAGUUGGUGGUGAAAUUGACCUCGAUGUUGAAGCGAAACAAAAAGAAGCUGCCGCAUUUACCUCAAUCUUUAAUUAUUUCUUCGUGGUGCCAAUGACGUUUGUUUUUGGAGUCAACGUCUUAUUGAUGGUCUUAGUGCCACUUGUCAGUCUUAUCCUGCUCGCACUAAUUUUUGCACAUCGCAAAUGGUCGGUAUCAUUGGUUACAUUUUUCAAAUUCCCACUUUCGUUCAUUCUUUCCAUCUUUUUAUUGGACAACUUCAGCUCCUGGUUUGUGGUUUCAGUCAACAAUUUCCUUCCAAACUCCUCCGCAGGCAUCAUUGCAUUAACUUACUUUUCCUUCUUUGUACUUGCCAAUUACUUGCUUUUGAAUGGAAUUAAUUUGUUGUUCUGGAAGUUCAAGGGCACACGUCACGAUGAAAAGCUAGUGGUUAUACUACAAAUAAGUUUCAUGUUCUGGGUAUCUCUUAUUUGGUCUACGGCUAACAUUGCUAAGCUGCAAUUCAAUGGCGAACAUUCAGGUGAAUUCUUGUUGACGCUUCUCUAUAUCUUGCAGGCAGCGGGAGGUGUUUUUGGCUUACUCUGUUGGCUCUUCAAAAGGUCUCGGACUGUACACACGAACAACCAAGAGCUCGAGCCAUUGCUUGAGCAUGCGGUUGAAGAAGGCUAUGGUGCCCAUGUUGAGCAGGAGGGUCACAUCCUGUCCUCAGCCUCAUCAGCAAUUCUGGUAAACGUUAUUGAGUCCCCACCCCCAACGAAGCAUUACAGUUACGACUGGUCAAUCCAGUUUCUCUUCAUUGUUCCCAUAUCUUCCUUCUUGCUGUAUAACUAUGGAUGGUUAAUACUUGAAGGCUUAAAGAAGACUUUGCAAGAAUCAGCUACCAGUGAGUAUUUGGUGUUCAGAGCCCUCAAACUCUUGGCUGUCGUUGUUGCUGUUCCUUAUCUUCCCUUCAUCUUCAAGGUGAAUCGCAUUGUGUUCUUGGUGACCAUCUUCCUUUUCGUUUAUGGCUUAGGGGCUAUUGUAAUUAGCGAGCCAUUCACUGAAGCUAACCCAUUGAAGCUCAGAUUCCUUCAAACAAUUGAUUUGGACAACUCUCCAAAAUCAAACCUUGUCAGUGCCUCUGGUAGAGCCAAUUCUUCAAUUGCCGAAAUACUUAGGGACUUACCGUCCGUCAAAGAAUCCGAAACUGAAGUAGUGUGCAAUGCAAAGGCAGAUGGAAUGACGAUCUGCAAUUAUGAGGGCUUGAAUCCACACCUUGCUCCCGGUACGAAAAACGCUCAGGAUCUCUUGCUGGUCAAAGUUCUCAGCAAUUCUUCGUCUAGUAUCAAUUAUCCUUUUGGUAUGUUGAGUGGAAAGUUCGAGAUUAGAGCAGAAAAGAAUCGAGAAUGUCGUCUUUCAUUUCGCGAAGAUACAGGUGGUAAGCGUCUGAGCGGUGUGGUUAAAACUGUGGUUGUCUACAAAAACGACCUAAAGAAUAGUAAUAAGGUGAACGCAAUGAAAGCUCCAGAAGGCUUCUCACAGGAUGACUACGGAAACUUUGUUUACAAGAAUAUGACCGGCAUUUCCGACCUCAAAUUGAAUAAACUCGACUGGAAUCGCCCAUAUCGUAUAGGGGUUGAAUGGGUGGCUAGCUUGGACGAUUCUGAUACUCAGCCUACGCUAAAAGUAUCAGUUGACUGCUACUGGGCCGAGAUUGGUCAGAUAGCCGAAAAAGGAAAGAUCGUUGAUAGAAUACCCGCCUAUACUGAGCUCUUGCAUUAUUCACCAAACUAUGUGACAUGGGCCAACCUAGAUCAGGGUCUUGUGAAUGUGAAAAAGAGUGUCCUUGUGUGA
Molecule: messenger RNA, 2913 nt
Organism: Meyerozyma guilliermondii ATCC 6260
Lineage: Eukaryota; Fungi; Ascomycota; Pichiomycetes; Serinales; Debaryomycetaceae
Exons: 1
Coding region: 1-2913 (970 amino acids)
Biological process (GO): proteolysis
Molecular function (GO): metalloexopeptidase activity
Source: RefSeq, a predicted model, not a curated record